Molecule: messenger RNA, 1319 nt
Organism: Theobroma cacao (cacao)
Lineage: Eukaryota; Viridiplantae; Streptophyta; Magnoliopsida; Malvales; Malvaceae
Product: RNA polymerase III RPC4
Biological process (GO): tRNA transcription by RNA polymerase III
Cellular component (GO): RNA polymerase III complex
Molecular function (GO): DNA binding
Source: RefSeq, a predicted model, not a curated record
UUAGUUGGCCGCUUCCUAUCUCCUUCUCCUUCUCCUUCUCCUUCUUGUUACUGCUCUGCUCUUUUAGUCUUUUUCUAUCUAACAAAGUUUAACAUCCCUCACAGUCAUAUCUCCUUAUUCGCUCAAUUCAAUUCUCACUCUUUAUCCGAUCUACCCAGAUUGUAUUCAGACAUCAAGUAAUCCUUUUAUUUACUUGAAGACGAAGACUUUUGUUUAUCUCCAAUGGAACAAAAAGACAACAAAACCAACGCCCCCAGGAAGAUGAGAUUUGCACCUAAAGCCCCACCUCGCCAAGCACCAAAGCUCGAGGUUAAAACGGAAGUGGUUGAGGACACUGAUGCUGUUCAGGCGAGGGAUUUGCUGCAGCGUUUAAAUCAAACAUCGGCAAAGACAAAGCCUAAAGUUGAAAAGAAAGUUGCUUCUUCACAGGUUGCAUUCGGUCAUGGAGGAGCAUCAGCUUCAAUGAAAUUAUUUGGUGUUUCCAAAGGUGCAAGUCGUACUAGCAGAGAAACUCUCAAUGGUGUUGUCCACACUCCAGGCUUGAGAGAGGAGAAAGAAUACAGAGAACCAUGGGAUUAUUAUAGUUAUUAUCCUGUAACCCUUCCUAUGAGGAGACCAUAUUCAGGAAAUCCAGAGUUUCUUGAUGAGGAGGAGUUUGCUUCAGAGAAUAUAACUUUUGAUGAAAAUUUAGUGGAGCCAGCAGUGGAGCUUGGUCUAAUGGACGAGAAUUUGGAGCCAAGUAUGUUCUUUCUUCAGUUACCACCAACUCUACCUAUGAUAAAGCAAUCAGGAACAACAGCUGGGCUUGAGGUCGAUAGCAGCUCAAAGCCAGCUGCACGUGUAGGUUCAGUAAAGAAGACAUGUGGCUUAGAAGAGUUACCUGCAGGUCUCAUGGGUAAAAUGCUAGUGCAUAAAAGUGGAGCUGUCAAGUUGAAGUUAGGGGAUACCCUUUAUGAUGUUACUCCAGGUUUGAAUUGCGUAUUUGCCCAGGAUGUUGUAGCUGUUAAUACUGCAGAAAAGCAGUGUUGUGUUGUUGGGGAGCUUGAUAAGCGUGCUGUUUUAACCCCAGAUGUUGAUUCUGUUCUGAAUAGUAUGGCUGAUCUUUGAUGGUUUUUUCCCCUUUUGAUUUGUUUCUUAGUUUACACGAGGAAAUUGAAAAAAACAAAAUUAUAUGGUUAUUUAACAUUUAUCAAUGGAAACAGAAUCUUAUUGAUUCUUCGGGAAAGAGAAAAUGAGAAGUCAGUCAAGGUCUGGGGUUCAGAAUCCAGCUUGAUUUCCAAUAUAAAUGAACUAUAGAAUCAGUCAGUUUGUGAUAAAAA